Molecule: messenger RNA, 9332 nt
Organism: Pomacea canaliculata
Lineage: Eukaryota; Metazoa; Mollusca; Gastropoda; Architaenioglossa; Ampullariidae
Product: kinase non-catalytic C-lobe domain-containing protein 1-like
Biological process (GO): small GTPase-mediated signal transduction
Molecular function (GO): guanyl-nucleotide exchange factor activity
Source: RefSeq, a predicted model, not a curated record
UCAAGACAAACUUGGUGGACCCCUUGAGCUUAUGGUUUCCGAUGCUGCUAGGGUCUGUGCUACACAAAGCACUCUGUGUGUGUGUUUGUGCUCGUGCGUGUGUGUACUGAACGGUCUGUACACCUGGUGGGUGUGAAAAUCAGUGUCAUACCUGACCACGCAAGGCAGAGCCGCGAUCGAAUUCUAAUCUGGUCAUGGCGCCUUUUACAGGGCUGGCAACAAUGGCCAACACCGGAGAAUAAGGAGCAAGGUAGCGAGACAAGAGGAGAAGGUUAGAUGAUAAAGGCCACGCACAGUGACCGGGUCGGUCCCACUUCGUCCGUUCCACGAGAAACAUUUCGGGCUACCUGUCUGCGUAGAUUGAGUUUUUCCUCCAGGUAAAGAUCGAGAUGAAUGAAUUCUUUGGCUCGGGAGCAGAGAAAAGAGGACAAAUAAAAGGGAAGACCGAAGACUGAAGUUUAGUUUUGCAUCGUACCGACGUGGGAGCCACUAUGUGUCGUCCAUGCAGCAUCAUAUGCACCGAAUAAACUGCAGAAUUUUGAGUGGCCAUGACCUCGUCUGAUGACAGCAACUUUCUCCGGUCUCCCUCACCCAGUCCGGAGUGACGACGAGGUGGUGCUCGCAAGGCCACAAUGGAUGAUCCGUUGCUGUUAGAAGGGGAGGAAGGAGACAUGGCGGACGGGACUGUGACGCUAAGUGAGAUUGUGGAGGGGCGAGAGGUGAGCCUGGCGGAGGAGCAGGUGUGGGCUCUGUGUCGGGAGUGCUGUCUGACUCUGGAGUAUGUCCACAAUACUGAAGACCUCUUCCAGUCUUUGGUGAUCACCCCGGACACGGUCGCCUUUGACCGCGAGGGAAACGUGUGCUUUUUGGACCUGGACGCAGACCCAGACCCUCUGUACCUUGCUCCUGAUGAGGCAGAAGAAGGCAUUACUUACAAGAUGCCUGCUGACCCUAAGUCACAUCUUUACUCACUGGGAAUGACCCUACUGUUUGCUGUGGACUACAUGGGCCACUCAGUGGACCUCAGGUCAGAGGUGUCAGAUGAUCUAUACAACCUUCUGACACAGCUAACACAAGAUGACCCUGGUAAACGACCAAAACUUGAAACUGUCCUGCAGCUUUGUGACCAUGCCUUGCAGGAUUAUUCCUCACAAGAAAUUUGUCAGAAGUUUGCUUGUAAUAACACGGAGCAAUGUUUAGAAGGUGAAAACAACACCAGCCUGUUGUCAGUAACAGAGGAACUAGCUGCAUAUUUGCAAAACCAGACAGGACUGGUUACACCUGGUCAAGGCCAGUCCAGCAACUCUGAUUCAGGAAGAGAGCACCUCAGCAGCAGCAGCAGUGUGGCAAAAAUCUCCCAUAAUCUGUUACAUGAUAAUCCUGACAGAUGGAUGGAAGUGGAGAUGCUUGAUGUGGAUGAACAAGAGAGGGAUGAGUAUAUGGUGAAUAGCAUUGCUGGUCAUUCUUCACAUACCUCCAUCAUACAGGACCAGAGUUCUACGAGCACUGACAGCAUCGCAUCUCCACGGAAAAAACGAAGGCAAGGUCUGCUCUUGUCUGAAAUUUUAACGUUUCUGGAGCGAAACUUGCAAGAGUCUGAACUGUGGGCUUUGUGCAAAGAAUGCAUCAUAAGUUUGCAAAGAAAAAAGAAGCAUUUGCCAGCCUACAUUUCACCAGAUACAGUAAUGGUGCAAGCUAAUGGAUGUGUAUCAUAUAAAGCCAUACCAGAAGACAAACCUUUGGAAAUUAUAUUUAUGGCACCUGAGCUACAGCAGAAAGGCAUUGUAGAUGAAAAGACAUGCAUGUUUGGGCUUGGAAUUACCUUGAGCAGUGCAGCUGGCAAAAAAACGUUUUCUCCGAAUGCUACAACAGUAACGGCAUUUGAGGAGCUGCUUACAUCACUGCUGGACUCAAGCCCUGAGUAUCGCCCCACUCUUGAUGUUGGACUCCUUGCAUGCGAUGAAUAUGAAAAGCAGACCAGCAUUGACUCAAGAGCUCUUUGUCAAAAACUCUUCCUGAACUCUUUUGCUUUAAAGAUGAGCCAUGAAAAGGAAACAACGAAUUUAGCAUCUGCAGACUAUCAGAAGCAUGGUUUGCCCCAACAACAGCUGAGAUUAAAUAUGCUUGUUGUUGGUAUUCACACUCCAUCAGGGUCUGCUUUCAGGCUGGUGCCAGUCCAAAAGCUCCAGAAGCGUCUUGAAGAGAGGCAUGGAGAACAGCUAAGAAUUCCUAAUGCCUUUUCAUCAGCUGCAACUCACUUCAAGCCCAUCAUAUUACACAGUUCCACUGCAUCUGAGGUAACAAGUAAAGCUCAGAUCUUAGAGCAUGCUGAGGGGGAAGAGAAGAAGACUGUGGUGAACAAGCUGAAGGAGCUUAAGGAAAGCAUGCAGAAGUCCAGGCAAGGACUGAGUAUGUCCAAAGACACAGACUGUGAUCACAGUAAGCCAGAAACUUCAGAUUCAGGAAAGACACAGACGCCUGGAGGAUCUGGCAACAGUUCAAGGAAUCUAAAAAGUGAACAAGUGGAGGAAACAUCUGUGACUCUAGAGUCAGUCCUGCAGGAGUUUCAAAGUUCAGGUCAAGUUGACACUCAGAGCCUGGCAUUAGCCAUUGCUGAGCACUUGAAGGUCCAUCUAAGUGGAAAGGAAACAGGUGAUAGGACUAGCACCAUCAGGAAGAAAAAGUCUCCAGGACAUAGGACAUCUACAGAAAUUUCUGGUGACCUGGAUCAGCCGUCUGCACAAUUCCAGCCACAGCAAGUGCAACAACAUGGGCAAUCUCUGUGUGUUACAGUCACUUGCCAGUUUUACCUGUACAGCCGCAAGAACAGUACAGACACUUUACCAACAAGCUACUGGGACACUUUCAAGCUCAAACGUGGGGAUUUCUCCGUUAACCCCACAUCAGGCUUCAUAGGUCAGCCCAUGCCAUUUUCCUUUGUGCAAUACCCUGGUGGUUUGAUCCCUGGUGCUCCUGUACAGUUUCAUAUGCAGCAGGACCCCCGCACAGGUCUGGUGCAGCUUGUACCCAUCAGUGUCAUGUCACACAGCUGCUCUCACUCUCAACCAACAACUCCAUGCAGUGCAUGCACACCUAACUCUGAGUCAGGUUUGGUACAGGGAUUACAACAUCAAUUUUUCCAUGUUAGUCCUAACACAGUGCCUUUAUUGGAUGCCCCUUCUGUGGAUCUUUCUGGUCAGGAUUCUGGAAAGGGCAAGGAUGAAGUGUCUUCCAACAGAUUCAUGACCACAAACAGUCGCAGUGCUAAGGGUCUUGUACACAAGACAGCGGCACAGCAUACCAAACAUUGUGCCAGUGGGUUAGCAACUUCAUUGAACUCCAUUUCUAAUGUGAAUCAAACAUAUUCAAAUUCUCCAGAGCCUCAUUGCACAACUGACUUUCUGGAUAAGGAAAGCUUUGCCAUCAGUGACUCUCCUACUGGGUUUGGGAUAGGCCAUGGAAGAGUUAACAACUCGGGGUCUGGUGUGCCAUCUAGAAACUCAGGCUCAUACACUGUCCAGGAUCAGGGUAGCAGGGGAAGUAGUAGACAGAUGUAUGUUCAUGAUGAGGCCAUUGUCAGGAGUCAUCAUGAUAGCGACAGGGCGCAAGAUGAUGGUAAACCACAGCACACUAGUUCCCACUUGCAACCAUUGACACCUCCACUAAAAGGUGGUGAUGUCAGCUCCCCAGAUAAACUGACAACUUUCCAAGGUGCUGAGGUGGGCCUAAUGGAUGGGAUGCAAUAUGGUAAUAAUCUCCAGCACAAUGCAGCGUAUACACAGGUGCAGCAAACUCUGCAGGAUGGAGGCAUCAUUGUUGGCCCUGUACCUGAUAAAGAGGUUAUGACUGAUUAUGUUCUUUCUCUGGCUCAUCUUACAUGGGAAACGUUCAAAAAUGCUGUAUUGGAAAAGUACCCCCACAUACAGUGGCAAAACAAUUUGCUUGCCAGGCUUUUCCACGUUGUAAAUGGUGACUGGCCUCCAGCUGACAGAGAUCCUGCAAAGACCCUACCUGUUGAAGGGAGAAAGGCUUUCAUUAAUGAGGAACAAAAUACAUUGGGAAAAAAGACAAAACUCUAUAGUGGACAGUUAGAUUCUUUGCCUUCUGCUCCCAAAGGAAAACGAUCCUAGGAGGAAACGCAUCACUCACAUGUGAGACCAGAGCAGUUUUCACAAGCUGUAGAAAAAGAACCACAGAUGCGAACAAAGACUGAUAUUGAUGACAAAGAGAAUCUUGUUAAAGAUAGUGGUAUCAGAACUGCAGGAUUCAGCAAUUCUCUUGUCCGUGUUCUCCCCAGUGGGAGGUAUGGCAGUGGUCCUAGUGAAACUUCGGACUCAACUGACAGUGAAGACCAGGGCACAAAGAUGCGUGCAAAAAAACGGUUAGACAGCUAUAAAAGUAACUCGCUUCACAACCUGCAAGGUAGCACAACUCCAAACAAUCCCAUUAGCCUGGGAUCAUUCAAGAACAUCCUGGGUACUUCAGUCAAUAAAAGCAUGGAUAGUAGUAAUGUGGCACAGUCAAAAGAAAGAAACUGUCAGAAAGACCAUCUCAAGGCCAGUACAAAGAAAAGCAAGAGACAGGAAACUCCAGUCACGAUGUUGAUGGUUAUAGCUCAGGCUCACAAAGCCCCAGUUCCUAUAUUCCUUCUAGUUACCAUAGUCUGCCCAGGCCUCAGCAUUCUUCCCAUGCAAAGGCAAUGCAUUUUUAUUCCACUGACGAUUGGAGGCAGCAAGAAUCUUCAACUCUGUGACAGGCCAUCACAGUCUGCAAGCAAAGUGUCAAUGCCAAGGCACUACCAUCACCCCGACGGCAAUCCAAAUAGUGUUUCUAUAGACUUUAAGAAACUUUACAAACAUGAGCGUGGUGUUUUCAGCCAACAGUCUGUUGAGGAACAGAAAGUACUUUACUCAUCCAGAACCAAUAGCAGCCUAUAUUGCAGCAGCCCCUCAUCCUUUACUGGUCACAUAGCAAAAGCAGGGACAGGCCUCACUGGCAGCAACAAGGUGUUUACUCAAGCAUCCAAACAGAUGCUAAAUCAGCAGGAAGUGAAUAACAAUUCUUGUUAUCGCAUAAAGCCUAGUGUGCCGGACUUGGUCAGACCAAGUGGGAAUCAUUCAAGCAGCAGUUCCAGCUGUAAGCUUCCUCAGACCCAGCAUGCUCCAAAGCUAGCUUGGGGCCAUGAACUUGGGGAAUAUUAUAAAAAAGGUCAGGUUGUCUACCACUGUGCUAUGCUUCAUUUUAACAUGACAGAAGAGAUGGACCGCUUCAUCCAUGGCAUUCUGGAGAAAGAGAAAAAGUCAGGAAUAGAAGCAAGCCUUGCAAACAUUGAACAAGAGAUUGCCAUGCACAGGAAACAGCGUCGCAAAUGCCAGGGAUUUUACAAGAAACUUACUGACCCUGGUGCCAAACACAGCAAAGGUGAUAGGAAAGCUGUGGUGAGCCAGGUUUUAAAGGACAUGUCUGAAAUGACAAAGAAGCUUCAUUUCUUGGAUUUAUGCCAAACACACCUUCAAAUGCUGUUGGCUGAGCUGUAUGGACUGGAUUUUUGUUUUCUUCACACCCUGGUCGCCAGUGGUGGCAGUGCAGGGGUAGGCGAUCCUCCUGCUCUAGUGCUGCAACCUUACUUGGAGAAUCACUUGUUGCAAUUUCAGACAGUCCGAGAACCCACAACAGGUUGUGACAUGCAAGUUCUGCAAGCAGGCCAUCCUAAAGGUUUACUGGCCUAUCUCUUUCACUCGCAUCAUAACAAAUAUUCUGUGAACAUAACUUGCAGGUCGGCCUUAAGUGAGGGCUUUAUCCACCAGUUUCUGUUCUGCUUUCGUUACUUCCUGAGAGCAGAGGAAGUUUUUGAUUUCAUUGUCCAGAAGUACUUGGCUGCUGCAAAAGGGAACCAGAAAGAUGCCAACAUGGUUCGAGUACAGCAGCGUGCCAUGGACCUUCUCCAGUACUGGCUGGAGGGUUAUUACAGUGUUGACUUUGAACGCAAUGAAUCUCUCAGGACCAUCUUGAAAAGUUUGUGUUAUUUUGAAGCUACAUUAUAUCAUGUGCAGGUGGAAAGUGGAGUGGAAGGAGCUCAAAAUCUUCUCAAUCUUUUGUAUGCCUGUCAUUUGGGGGAAAAUGUGGAACUCACUGGACCCUCAAAUCCUAUGGAUUACCAGGAUGAAGUGUACUAUCUCCAUUUGGCCUCACCUAAGCGGCAAACAAAAGCAGAGCGACUAAUGGAGUGGGAAUCAUUCAGCUCAUUGCUGGGACGCAAGAAAACAAACCAUGGAGAACCUGGAGGAGGAACAGGAAUGCCAUUCAAGGGAGAUGGAGGACUGAUGAUAGAGAGGCGGCCAGCAAGCAGGGCAGAGGAUGGAACCAUGUUGUCAGUGUCUAAGCGCAGAGAUGCAAUGCAAUUGAUGGACUAUGCUGCUCAUCGCCUAGCUGAACAGCUAACCCUCAUGGAACAGGAAUUAUUUCAGCGCACUCAUCCUGUUCAUUACCUUGACUCCAAAGCCAAGGGUAUUGGGGUAGAUCUCUCCAUUCCUACACUUCUUACUCCAUCUGUGACUAGGAAAGCUACCAAAAGUGGACAGUCAAGUCUCUUCGUGAGCACGCAAUACUUUGAAUCAAGAGUGGAUGACAUGAUCGCACAUGCAAAGGAGAUCACACAUUGGGUCUCAGCAGAAGUGCUUGCUUGUGGCUCACAGAAGGGUCAGGAAACUGUCUUGCUCAAGUUUCUGAAAACAGCACACCUUUGCAUAGAGAUUCACAACUAUGCUACAGCACUAGCCAUCUUUGCUGGACUGGACAACUUGCUGGUGCGGCAGUUGCCUACAUGGAGAUUUCUUUCUGCUAAGUCUGCUGCAGUCAUGGAGGAACUUGAGCAGCUACAGGUGAAAAUGAAAGGUGAUUCCAUGGCACUGAUGAAUGAAAAGAACAGCCACACAUACCCGACAAUUCCUUGCAUCCUUUUCUUUGUCCUGCAUCUACAGCAGUUAGAAAUUGGAGGAUUUAGAUUGGCCAAUGGCAUGUACAAGUGGUCAAAGAUGAGGUCUAUUUGCCAGUUUGUGGAUCAGAUACGCAUUUUUCGUGAGCAUGAAUAUGGAUUUGAACCUGAUUAUGAACUGCAGUCACUGAUCCGCAGGCGCCUUCAUGAGCUCAGCACCAAAGACUUGCACACAGUUGCUGCAACAUAUGGUGACAGCUUUCGCCGCCAGAUGUCUACUGCAGCUGGUCUCCAGAGUACUUUCCGUCGUGUUUUGGCUAAGCUACAAAACAAAUCAAAGUGACUUGAAAGGAAGAACAUCAGCAUUCAUUUUGACAGGAAUUUUAUUAAAUUGCAAAGAGAAGAGGAGAUUAUUACUUAAAGUUGCAAUCUUUUCUUACAUGCAUAAAAUCUUCCAUUAUUUAAAGAAAACAAGGAACUGUUUUGUUUUCAUGUUUCCAGUAAGGACAUUGGUUGAAAACAGAUCCUGCCAAAAUCAUUCUAACCAAAGAAAUACAAAGCAUCAUCAGAGCUGGACUGUUUCGCAAUUGUGAAGUUGGAAAGAUUUGUUUGUACUAAGCUUGAUAAGCUGUGAAGUUUCUACUGAAGACAUUUUUGUAUUUUCUCUUUCAUGGACAUUGUCAGUUAACACAAUUAUAGGGCAUCAUCAUCUUGCAACAUUAUAACAAAUAUGGUACCAAAAAAUAUUGAUGGCAUAAGAUCAUCAUUGUGGUGCAGAGCAGCCAUCUGAAUUGUGCAAAAUAAGAGGUUGCUGAUAAAAGCAUGAUUGUGAAUAACUAAUUUUGUAUACAUGCAAAAAUUUCAUCGUGCAUCUGAAGUGGAAAUAUAAUUUUGAACAAGUGCUCUGGGGUCACUUCUAGAGAUAUUUGCUUUACCCCUUUAUGUACAUUUAACAUCAAAAGUAUGUGCUUCAAGUAUGAGGCCACCUAGCAAUCUGACUCAGAGCAACAUUAAUAUGACAUGCAUAUAGGCUGUAAGAUUUACUAAAUAGCCACUCUAAGUGAUGCAAUAUUAGCAGAAUCAAUGAUAUAUAACCUCUUCUGUGAAGUGUUUAAGAUUAAGAUGUUUCAAGUAUUAACCUGCUUGACUAAAAUAUGAAAAAAUUCAGGAAUGGGUAUAUGAUUGACAUUAUCUUUUAUUUAAAAUAAUCACUUAUGCUAGAACCAUUUCUUUCUAGCCAAGUUCAGCUACAUUUAUGAUAAUUGCAUAUUAUUGCAUUCAGUUGUGAUCAGUGCAAAUUAAUAUCUAUACAUGUGGUAAAUGCCAAAUACCUAAACAGCAAACUGUGAUAUAUUACUCGUAACAGUCAUUUUCUAGAUCCUCUCUAAUGAAACCCUUUACCUCACAAACACUCAUGCCUACACCUUGUGUCUGCAUGUGGUUCUAAAUUUACUCAUCAUAUUUCAUGCUGCUUUAAGGCUGCGAAGUAUUUUGUAAGCUGAAUGUGUCCAUUAUCAAGCACCAAGUUGGAAAUUAUCUUAUCUAUAUAGUCUUAGCUGUUGGGUUCUGAUACCAUUUGGUUUUUAAUACACUUGGUUGACAAGGGUGUUUACAGAUCUUUAACAUCUCUCUGUCUUCUAUUAUAAGCUACCUCAAUUUUCCCCUUCGUUUAGCAUGUCAUAUAAAUGUCCACUUUUAUUUCUGUGAUUUUUUUACACGUUCUAAUUAAUUGUUUUACUUAAAGUACAACAUUUUUUUGUGCUGAAGUAUUAUGUGUUAAAUGCUUCUUUUAGUUUUAGUUGAACCAGAUUUGCAGACACUAGUUUCGCAAUGUUUCAUAGCAGUUGCCUUUUAUUCUAGGUUAAGAAAUAUACUUCCAAAGAUUUGAAAAUUUUUUUUGCUUUGAUUUAUAACAAGCAAUUAAAAUUUACUGGCCUUCAAGUCUUGUUGCAAUGUUUGGCUUUAAGAUUCCUUGCUCUGUAGCCACUGAUUCAAUGACCUCUGGGGCAUUGUUCACUGCUGCAGAGACAACUAGGGAGAGAAAGAGAGAGAAGGCAUACAAUGCUUUGCCCCUCAUUGUGAUGCAUCCAUGGGAAGUAAAUGACAGCUGUCAGCAGCAGAAAUCAAGUUUGUCUGUCUUGUACUACUCAGCCUUAUUGACAUCUUCGAUGCCUGCUUUCUCAUUAUUCUUGCACUAUAUGCAUAACACGGAGGACAUGGAUUUAAUUCUGUAUUAAUUCUUGAGUGUAAAACAUGUUCUGCAAAUUCAUAUCUGUGAUAAUAUGUACAGUAAGGCUCUUUAUGUUCUUUCUAGUCUUAGUUUGAUCUGAACUGAUACAUAUGCACAUUGCACUACUGGUUCAUUUAAAAACCUGAAUCAUUAAAUUCUUAAUUAGCU